Messenger RNA from Tuber aestivum (summer truffle), 1119 nucleotides. The record is from the annotation of a GenBank genome assembly. Lineage: Eukaryota; Fungi; Ascomycota; Pezizomycetes; Pezizales; Tuberaceae.
UCCUCCUCCACCCCUCGACAACCGCUGUUUAACGCAAUCGUAACCAAAUUCUCCCACCCCUACUCCAUGAUCUCCAUGGUAAUUUCUUUUUUUCCAAUUUUUCCUUUUUCCCCAUCUUCUGUCCUCUCAAAAGCGGUUAGAAAUCCACGGGUUUCAAAUGACUUACAUCCAUGUGGAGGAGGGACGGACAGCGGUAAAUGAGGAAAAAGUACGGGUGAGGCUCGCAGAGGGUUUGGCCUACGGUACCGUGGUCUCCUUGGUCUCGGCAGCUUCCCCUCGGUCAGUGGACGGUGCUGCAGGGAGUUCUGGCAGCAAGGCAGAAGAAGGGAGGAAGAACCCUUUCAAUCGGCCACCCCUGCCCCCCGAAAAUGUAUGAAAUCUACUAGCCCCGACAAGAAAUACAUCUCGCGGGUUACGGAAAUCGAGAUGGGGUUCGUGAUUUUUUCUUAUUCCGUUAUGAUAUUUCUUCCCCUUCGAUCGAGGGUUUGCGAUGAUACUCGCGUGUGCUAGUUUUUGCUUGGCUGGCUUUUUCCAUCGGGCAGGAGGUAGGUGGACGGGGAGGGAGGAGGAGGGGAACCUGAUGUUCUGUCCUAACCUAACCUGCCCCUGCUGCAGCUCAACGCAUAGAGCAGAGAGACAACCACACAUAUGCAUGGGGCCAGUUAGGACCUUGCGCUUUCCCUCACUCACCCAUUCAGAAAUCCUCAAGAUUUUUGAUUUCCUUUUUUCUUUUUCUUUUGUCUUGGACUCUUUCUUUUUAAUCCUAUUUUUUUUUUCUUCUCCUCCUCAGAACCCUGGAAAUAACCUGCGUUCGUUGGCAUUGUUAUUUUGUGGGCAGCGAGCGAGUGCUCUCUCAUGGGGAGUGCUACUACGAGUAUUGUGUGGUACUUGUGGCCAUUGUGCCGAAAUACAUCGACACCCUACUGAACCGGUCCAAAGUAUGAGACUCCACCCCUAUGUUCCCUCACCCAUCCUUUUCCCGUGCUGCACGGUAUUUUUAUGUCCUCGAUCAACCGGCGUAGACGGUUGAUUCACGGAUAGCCCUCUCUCUCCGCAGUCUGGAAGGGCACCCUACUGGUAUCGGCAGCAGGCAUUGAGAACACAACGGGGGAGAGAAGA